AUAUGACAGUCAAUAACGCGAGUUUCAGUAUAACGUGUCGUAUUUUUGAUUUAAUUUUCAUUAUUUUUUUUGUUAAUGAAACGGGAGUUUACAUUUAUUUUUAAUUGUUAUAAAUAUUAUAGUUAACGUGGUUUAAUAUAAUAAAUAUUUCAACGUUAACAAAAUGGCUAAAUUACAAAAUAACAGUAUUUUAAAAUGAUGUCAUCGUUGGCAACGUCUACAUAUCCACGUAUAGAUCAUCGAACUGUGCUAAAAAACCUCCAGAUAGAAACAAACAACAACACCUGUAAUGACAGAGUGAAAACAGACGUCUUUAACCCAAUUAACAAUACAACAGAUAACAAUAAAACAACUGCACCAGCUGACACCAAACUAUCCAUACAUUAUUCCUCCCAACUACCACUACCAACCUCAUCGCCCAGGACAUAUGCACUACAGAGAUCCGCUAUAGCAACGAAAAUACCAUAUCCUUUGGCAACACUUUGGUCGAAUCAGAAAUAUAUAAACAACCACAGCUACGGCAACGGCAACAAUUUCAAACGUUCCUCUUCAGUGCGCUUGCGUGGUAUAAAAUCAAAUUUACCACUCAUCAUGGAACCAACCAUAAAUGAAACACCAACAACAACUACAACGAAUGCAGCCACUGUGAAUGAGGAGAAAUGCAGCAGUAGCAGCAGCAAAAACACCCACGAAACAACAACUACGGCUACUGUGACCGGUGGACUACAAUUCAGUGCUAGACGAAAGCUGGCAUUAAUCUCACAAACGGACGCUAAUGUGGCGGAACCCACAUUAAUAAAACGGUCACUGUCGUUGCGUAGAAAUUACAAAGUUUCCACUAAUAACAACCAUAACAGCUCUAGCAGUUGUAACAAUAACAAAACGGAUUCCUCAAAAGAUAAAAUAUGUGUGGCAACGAAUAUAAAAUCCUUAUCUCUACAUGAUGUGGCCAAAACUAAAGAUCAAGGUGAUGGUCUUAAGGCAACAACAACGACAACAACAUCAACAGCACCAGCACCAGGAGUUGACAAACAAACAUCAACUUCAUUAGCUGUGGAAAAUGUUAAAGAUUUAAGCAAAAUGUCUUUGAAUCAUAACGGUGUAACAACAGAAAGUGAGGCGACAGCGACAACAGCAGCAGCAGCAACAACAUCGACAACAGCUACACAGCCAACACGACCAUUGACAUUGGCCACCUCAACAACAGGAACUUCAAAAGGACUUAAAUCACCAAAAACUCCCCAUACUAUUGGUAAUCAUAUAAUUCCUACUUCAACUCCCAUCACUGGAACGCACCAUACACAUUCUCAUAAUCAGCAGCAGCAUCAUCAUCAGCAGCAGCAUCAUCAUCAGCAGCAGCAACAUAAUCAUACAUCGUCACACUGCAAAACAUCGCCGGGCUCAAAGCUAACGCCCAAAACACCACCAGUGACCCCAGAUUCGCCCUCCACUUAUUUGGAUGAUGAUUUAGAUUCUUUGUUUUCAUACGGUACCACUACAUCAGGACGUUCGACAAUGUCUUGUGAACAUCCCUAUGUUGCCAGAAAUGGCACCACUUUCAGUGGUCGUAAAAUGAAAUAUGUGGUUCACUGUUCAAAUUACGCCGGACAGGUGGGCGCUGAUUAUCUAACGCCCACCCAGAGAGCUCAACGCCAGUUGCGGCGUCUUAAAGAACUGCUCUGUUCCGCCCGUCAUGAUCUUGAGCAAAAAGAUUCGGAAAUUUUACGCCUCACACGCGAAGUGGUCGAAUUGCGUCUAUUCAAGGCCUCUCUGAGUUCGCCGGAAGAGCGUUCGGCUUCUAGCGAUGCUGUCACCGUACGCGAAGCAGAACUCAAGACUUCUCAGGAUGUUUCACCCAUUGUCGAUAUGGUCGAUGAUGCACAGAAAACAUCCAGCCCUCGUCAUCAUGCUCAUACCCCUUCAGUCAUGCUACAUAAUCAGCAACAUUUGCCACAAAGCUCUCUCCACCAUCAGCAACACAACAUGAUGCACUUGUCAUCCGACAUGCAGUCAUCAUUCGCCGAUUCGGGACAUUUUGAAGACAUGACCUCUUCUUCAGUACAUUCCAAAGACUCCUCGUCGUACACACCCUCACUACACACUCACGAUCAGGCCUGUGGUAGUGAUGCGGCCUCCUGUUCGCCCAAUGCAUCGGCCGCUUCGGCUGCCACAGUCGAACAGUACGAAUUGCAACGUCAAGAGUUGAUACGUUUGUACGAGCAGCGUAUUGAGGAUUUGAUACGCAACCAGGAUGCUGCCACCAGCGAAAUGAAGCGUACGAAUUGUGAUCGUAUUGAGGCUUUGUUGCAAAAGUUGGCCGAAUGUAAUACACGCUAUGCUGACAUUGUGCCCGACUACGAACACGCCAAGGAGCGUAUUCGUGAGUUGGAGAAACAAUUGGAAGAGUUGCAGCGCCGGCUGGCCGAACACGAAGAGAAACAGAAGCAAAUGUAUUUGCAUAUGUAUCAGAAGGGUCAAGAAUCGGAGCGUAUUGCUCGAGCUGAUCAGGCUUUAGAAUUGGCACACCGAGCACCACAAAACAAAGUAUCGAUCAAUGAGUUGCUGCAUCAAUUGCAAUCCACCCAGGAUGAAUUGGAAAACAUACGUGCAGCAGAAUGUAGAAAUGAAUGCGGCAAUAAUCAUGCUCUCCUUACUGCAAAAGAGGCAAUUUCUUUGUGGGUACUUGGCGCGCGUAAGACCAUUUAUCGCCGUUUAUUGGAAGCGCAAAAGAAUCGCACUCAUGUGGAUCCAGAGGUAACACUACAAUUCCUAAAAAGUGCUGUUUACUAUUUCCUCACCGACAAGGAAAACUCCCAGGGCCAUUUGCAGGCCAUCGAAAGUAUUUUGGAAUUCAGCGAAGCCGAGAAACAGACCAUUAACAAGGCAAGAUUAGCCAAAUAAUUGAAAGAAUAGAAAGAGAGUAACUACUUUAAAAUAAAUUAUACAAAAAAUAUUUUAAACUUACAACAUUAUGAUUAACUUUAAACAUUAUUAUACAAUGAAUGAAUGAAUAUAUUAUGUAGUUAUUUAAGUAUUUAUUUUAAUAAUUUUUUAUCAUUUGCAAUCAUAGAUAAAUACGCAUAUUGUAGAUGGGAAACUCUCCUGUCAAA
Messenger RNA from Calliphora vicina (urban bluebottle blowfly), 3110 nucleotides. It is a transcript of the gene qtc, whose product is annotated as quick-to-court. The transcript has 7 exons. NCBI's taxonomy places the organism in Eukaryota, Metazoa, Arthropoda, Insecta, Diptera, Calliphoridae. The record is from RefSeq and is a predicted model, not a curated record. Bases 196 to 2901 code for a protein of 901 amino acids.